AUGCUGACCGUCUUCCAUGAGACCAUCACUCGCCUCCUCUACUCGCUCGCCUCGCGCAAGGAGGUCGAGAGGUACCUGCGCAUCUUUAGCACCGCCAACAAGUUCGCCGUCAUCAAGGUCGGCGGCGCCAUCCUCACCCAUCAGCUCGACGAGCUCGCCCUCAGCCUCUCGUUCCUCCACCGCAUCGGCCUCUACCCCAUCGUCCUCCAUGGCGCCGGCCCGCAGCUCAACGAGCUCCUCGAGAAGGAGGGCGUCGAGCCCGACUACAUCGACGGCAUCCGCAUCACCGACGCAAAGACGCUCAAGGUCGCCCGCAAGAUCUUCCUCGAGGAAAACAUGAAGCUCGUCGAGAAGCUCGAGUCGCUCGGCAGCCGCGCCCGCCCCAUCCCCAUCGGCACCUUCUCCGCCGACUACCUCGACAAGGACAAGUACGGCCUCGUCGGCAAGAUCAACCGCGUCGACAAGGAGCCCAUCGAGAGCGCCAUCCGCGCCGGCUGCCUGCCCAUCCUCACCAGCCUCGCCGUCACCAACGACGGCCAGAUCCUCAACGUCAACGCCGACGUCGCCGCCAGCGAGUUGUCCAAGACGCUCGAGCCGCUCAAGAUUGUCUACCUCAACGAAAAGGGCGGCCUCUACCACGGCAAGACCAAGGAGCUCCUCGAGGUCAUCAACCUCGACGAGGAGUACGACGACCUCAUGAAGCAGGAGUGGGUCAAGUUCGGCACCAAGCUCAAGCUGCGCGAGAUGAAGGAGCUGCUCGACCACCUGCCGCGCUCGUCGUCGGUCGCCAUCAUCUCGGUCGACCAGCUGCAGAAGGAGCUCUUCACCGACAGCGGUGCCGGCACCCUCAUCCGCCGCGGCUACAAGCUGUACAAGAAGCACAGCAUCGAGGAGGUCGGCGCCGAGCGCCUCCGCCAGGUGCUCAAGGAGAACGACGAGGAGAUCAAGGACGGCCGCAAGAGCGUCGCCGAGUUCUUUUCCGAGAUCUCCAAGGAGCCCUACACCGUCUACGGCGACGAGCCCUUUGACUGCGUCGCCUUUGUCUCGCACCCCGAGGGCGAGAUCCCCAUCCUCAGCAAGCUCGUCGUCUCGCGCAACGGCGCCCUCAACAGCGUCAACGACAACGUCUGGAACCAGAUCCGCAAGGACCACAAGCGCCUCGUCUGGACCUCGCGCGCCGACGACGACCACCGCGCCUGGCACUACGAGCGCGCCGACGGCAGCUUCACCCGCAACGGCCGCAGCCUCUUCUACUACGGCAUCCAGGACGUCGGCGAGGUCGAGGAGAUCGUGCGCAACCUCGAGGAGAAGAGCCGCAUCGAGCGCGCCUACCUGCCGCUCAAGGCGGCCAAGCCCGCCCCCCGCGGAGGCGCUCCUGGCGGCUCCGGCACCCGUGGCUUCUCGACCAUGGCCCGACCCGGCCUCACCUCGGCUCGGGUUAUGGGCACCUCCACCGGCACCCGCGGCUACGCCACCGCCGUCGAGCGCAGCGCGCCCCUGGCCGCCACCACGACGGACAAGAAGCGUGUCGCCCUGAUUGGUGCCCGCGGCUACACGGGCCAGGCCCUCGUCUCGCUGCUCAACAACCACCCGCACCUCGAGCUCUCGCACGUCUCGUCGCGCGAGCUCGCCGGUCUGCCGCUCGAGGGCUACACCAAGUCGGCGGUCAACUACUCGAACAUUGGCGUCGAGGACCUCAAGAAGCUCGAGCGCGGCGAGGGCCCCGGCGCCCCCCCGGACGCCUACAUCAUGGCGCUGCCCAACGGCGUCUGCAAGCCGUUUGUCGAGGCGGUCCAGGAGGGCGGCAAGGACAAGAAGGACGGCCACGGCACCAUUGUCGAUCUCAGCGCCGACUAUCGGUUUGAGGCGGGAUGGACGUACGGACUGCCAGAAAUCUACUCGAGGACCUCGAUCCGGAACUCGAAGCUGAUCUCCAACCCGGGAUGCUACGCGACGAACACGCAGGCGAUUCUGGCGCCUCUGCUUUCCCACCUCUCUCCGACAUGCCACCCGACGGUAUUCGGUAUUUCGGGGUACAGUGGUGCCGGAACCAAGGCCGCACCCAGCGGCAGCACCGACUCGACAGCGACGGGGCCGGUGAGGGGCGCAACGGUCCCAAAGAUCACGCCAAAGGAUCUCGACGGUGCCGUGCGCGCCUACGCACUCACGGACCACAUCCACGAGCGCGAGGCCGGCUUCCACCUCUCCCACCUCGUCGCCAGCGACGGAGGCGCAAAGGUCAAGGUGGCCUUCAUCCCGCACGUCGCGCCUUGGUUCCAGGGCAUCGUCUCCACCGUCAGCAUCCCCCUCAACACCAAGAUGACGGCAAAGCAGAUCAAGAAGAUCUACGACGAUUUCUACGCCGGUGAAAAGCUGGUCAAGGUUGGAUACGAGGUGCCGGAGAUCAAGGACGUGGCGUUGAAGCACGGAAUCCGUCUAGGCGGGUUCCAGGUGCACAGCGAGGGCGACCGAGUCGUCGUCGUGGGCGCCAUUGACAACCUGCUCAAGGGCGCGGCUACCCAGUGCUUGCAGAACCUCAACAUCGCCCUCGGCUACGACGAGCUGGCCGGUAUUCCCCUCGACUGA
Messenger RNA from Pseudozyma flocculosa PF-1, 2586 nucleotides. RefSeq lists its product as uncharacterized. The transcript is spliced from 5 exons. Bases 1 to 2586 code for a protein of 861 amino acids. Gene Ontology annotation, molecular function: L-glutamate N-acetyltransferase activity, acting on acetyl-CoA as donor; arginine binding; acetylglutamate kinase activity. The record is from RefSeq and is a predicted model, not a curated record. Gene Ontology annotation, biological process: L-arginine biosynthetic process. Gene Ontology annotation, cellular component: cytoplasm; mitochondrion; mitochondrial matrix. NCBI's taxonomy places the organism in Eukaryota, Fungi, Basidiomycota, Ustilaginomycetes, Ustilaginales, Ustilaginaceae.